This is a messenger RNA of Anarrhichthys ocellatus (wolf-eel), 5986 nucleotides long. It is a transcript of the gene oxtra, whose product is annotated as oxytocin receptor a. The coding region runs from base 590 to 1573 and encodes 327 amino acids. The record is from RefSeq and is a predicted model, not a curated record. The transcript is spliced from 2 exons. NCBI's taxonomy places the organism in Eukaryota, Metazoa, Chordata, Actinopteri, Perciformes, Anarhichadidae. Gene Ontology annotation, cellular component: plasma membrane. Gene Ontology annotation, biological process: cellular response to hormone stimulus; maternal process involved in parturition; positive regulation of vasoconstriction. Gene Ontology annotation, molecular function: vasopressin receptor activity; oxytocin receptor activity; peptide binding.
UCCUGUUCUCACUGAACCGGGGACAGAUAUAACAAGGGCUUGAGUGCUGUAGAGCUGGCCAUUCCCCUUCUUACCAGUGAUGAUGUUGGAGCUUUCAAUUUCUGCUGCAUUUUUUCUCGCAAUAUUUACAUUUUUGGAGUUUCAUUUUGAUUUUUAAAGUAGAUAUAGCCUAUAGAUUUUUUUUUCUCUCGACCGUAACCCUGCUAAAUCCUCGGAUUCUGGUUUUGGAGAAUUUUCCCAGGUGUCCUACUCAUUUUAGACCAUAGUUUUUUUUCCUGUUUUGAAAGUCCACAUUGUAGAUUUCUGCAUCUUAACUCUACUUUCUUUGGCGCCAACAUUUUUGUCACAUAUUUCAUAUUACAGGUGGAAAUAUUUUCAAGCGUCUUGAGUUUUUAGAAAGCUUGGGAGAUUGAUGUUCAAGAAGUCCUUGUUUAUCACUUAACACGUUCUGAGCCUCAUCAUAGCUCACCCUUCGUCUUGACACCUGUGAGGACACAAGGAAGACUUUUUCACUUAAGACCCUGUGACUGUUUCAGCGAUUGCAUGAUUGCACAAACCUGACGCAUCUGCAGAGGACACGACUGCGGCAAUGGAGAGUACUUCAAAUGAAAGUGACUUUUGGCAAUUUAACGAAUCCUGGCGGAACUCAAGUGUCGUUAACGGCACCGGUUGGUUGAAUCAGACAAACCCUCUUAAGCGGAAUGAAGAAGUGGCGAAGGUGGAGGUGGCCGUUCUCGCACUGGUGCUGUUUCUGGCGCUGACGGGGAACCUGUGCGUCCUGCUGGCCAUCCACACCACCAAGCACAGUCAGUCUCGCAUGUAUUACUUCAUGAAGCACCUGAGCAUCGCCGAUCUAGUUGUGGCGAUAUUUCAAGUUCUCCCUCAACUUAUCUGGGACAUUACAUUUCGGUUCUAUGGACCAGACAUUUUGUGCAGGUUGGUGAAAUACCUACAGAUCGUCGGAAUGUUCGCCUCCACGUACAUGUUAGUAUUGAUGUCUGUAGACAGGUGUUUGGCAAUUUGUCAGCCACUUCGUUCGUUGCACAGGAGAAAAGACCGUUUCUAUGUCAUAUGUUCCUGGGUCCUGAGCCUGAUCUUCAGCAUCCCGCAGAUGUUCAUUUUCUCCCUGAUCGAGGUUGGCUCGGCCGGAUCAAGAGUGUAUGACUGCUGGGGCGACUUCGUGAAGCCUUGGGGAGCCAAAGCUUACAUCACAUGGAUCAGUCUCACUAUAUAUAUCAUUCCAGUGGCGACACUGAGCAUUUGCUACGGGUUGAUAAGCUUCAAAAUAUGGCAAAACUUUAAACUGAAAACUAGGCGCGAGCAGUGUAUAAGCCUGACGCCCAAAACCUCCAAAUGCAACACACUGGCCCGCGUGAGCAGCGUUAAGCUCAUCUCCAAGGCGAAGAUAACUACAGUGAAAAUGACUUUUGUGAUCGUCGUGGCUUAUAUCGUCUGCUGGACCCCCUUUUUCUCUGUUCAGAUGUGGUCUGCGUGGGAUCCAGCAGCGCCCCGUGAGGUGACUGUUUACCUUCAUGCAACCAAACCGUUCAAACAUGAUAGGUCCACACUAUGAGGCCAACAGAAACAAGAACGCUUCCGAUGCUGAGAUGAAACGAAACACAACGAGAUGAAACGAGAUGGGUGUUGCACAAGCCAAUGUAAACCCUAUACUAUAAAGUGCUCUUUGACCAUGUGAAAUUAUUUAAACUGAUCUGCACUUUGAUGUCUUGUAAUAACCCUGGAAUUAUAAUCUUUUUUAAAACUAUUUGAGAUAGCUAUAGAAUCAUGCUCACUUGCAUUGGGCGCAAACCUGCCUCUAUAGUGUAAUAAGUCCCUCAGUGGUGCAUUAAUAGUAUAUUUAAGUUCAGCCAUGAGAUGCUCCUAUGAAUAGCCUAUAAAUGAUUUAAUGAGCAAAGGUGUCGGUGCACUGCAUGAACAAGUCUCAUUGAUUAAUUUGUUCCAUGACAGCAAGCUAGACUUUUCAGUAUGGCACCAGGGGUCAAGAUAUGGUUCUACAGUCACUUUGAAAGAGAAUAAUCUUAUUCAGAUAUCAGUUUGUCAGAAAGGCUGUUUAAUAAAAUCCCAAAAUUGAGAAGGAAGUGGAAGAGAGGCCAGGUAGGAUGGGCUUUUGUUUUCUCUUUGAAUCAAAUGGAAACAUUUACGUAAGUUAUGGCCUCAGAUGUUCAGACACUAGCUGUAAAAAUAUUGCAGUCUUUUAAAAAUAUCGCCAAUAACAUAAAUCUUGUCUGUGUCUGUAAUAAGGUUGGUCUGCCUUGGAAAAUUUAUUGGUUUACCAAAACAGUUUGCAUGCAUUUUCUUGUGAUUAUUCUAGUUUGAGGUACGUAAACCCUAAAUGAGAAAAAUGCAAAUAAGUAGGUGGUCAAGUAUGUGUGUGUUUCUGCCAUUCAACAUUUUAACUUUUAUUUUCUGUCUUCUGAAAACACACAUCGUUCUGAAUGUUUUUUCACUUGGUGGACACUACAGCCUUCCCUGCAGAUUCAACUUUUAGCAAUGUUAUAGAUGUUAUAAAGCAGGUUGGCCUGGAUGAACAUCAAAAUGUAUUCACGUUGUUGUUGUUGAGCAACAAUUACAUUGGAAUUGAUGCAUAUCUGUGAUUCUGUUCAGGGUGCAUGUUUCCCAUCUGUUUCCCGUCUCAAUUCAAGGAGGCGGGUCUGACAUUAUCAGGUUCGGCCAAAAGUGAUGUUGCUAUUGUUUUCCACAUCAUCCACUGUUGCUUCCAUCCGCACCACUGCAAGAACAUCAGGAGAAUGCAUUUGCUGAUUACAAUUAUAGGCUCAACACACGCAGAAAUAAUGUUGCUUUAGAGGUGCUGGUAGGCAUGUUUUUGAAGUUUGUAGGGAGCAAGGCUUGCUGUUUCCCACUGCUGUUUGAGCGUCAUGCAGCACAGCUGUGAGUGCUUAUUGAUGCUACCUUUUUUCUUUAACCAUGACCUAAAUCUCUUGCAAACUUUAGCUAAGCAGUUUUAGUUAACCAAACCAAUGAGCUGGCAGAAUAUAAGAGUAAUGUUUAGUUUAUUUUUGAAACCACUGAUAAACAGCUUUUUUCACCUUUUAACCUUUUGUUGUUUUAAAGUAGAGAAACUUGUAAUCUGAUAGAAAAUAUAUAAAUAUAUAAAAUAGCAGAUUCUUGAAAAAACGAGUCCAGUAUAGACCCAACACACAACAUAAAUUGCAUUGUUCAUCAUCUGAUAUAUUGAAUUUUUUUCUGUUCUUCAAAUUGCAACUAAUGAACCUGCAAGCGCUGCAAGGUGACACUGCAAUAAAAUGGGCUAAAAAUAUUUGUAAUGAUGGUAACUUAGGAAAAUAUAAAAGUUACGUCCAGUCAGAAAGAGUAAUAUAACGUUACAAUCAUGGGAUAUUACUUACCCUAACGUUACCUGUUACACACGUUAAACCAUGUCACUAAAAAUCUCAACCUGACUAAAAGUCAGACAACGUGCAUAGCAGGACAUGUAAAAAAUGCUAUCACUAUAAUAUCAGUCUACAAGUUAACUCCGUUACCAAUUUCGGCGACACCCAAAGUAUUUCUGUGUCUCCAUUUCAGAGUAACUGUGGUCUGUAAUUAGUGUCCGUUUGAAUAAAGUGCCUUUUAACGUCACCUUAACACUAUAGCCUUGUUCGUGAAACAGUCCGUCGCCUAAUUUGAAUUACUGACUCGUUUUAAUUAGUAAUAUGUGGGAUGUUGGCUAAUGGAAAAAAUAGCUAACUAGCUAAAGUUAGUUGAUAAUUAUUACAACAAGUGCAAGUUGGCUGGCUAGCUGACUGGACAAAAAUGUUUGCAACGUUGGACUUAUUGGAUUUGACAAUCAAUGUCUCGAUAAUGGUGUGACACGAUAUCAACUGCACUCAUAAAACAUGUGCAUACACUGAUAACGGGAAGAUGAGAACAGAUGUAACUUUAGCCAUUACAAUCACGUUACAAUCCAGGCUGCAGGUUGCUCUGAGUUAAGAUGGCCGACAGCAGUCCGGUGUCACUUCCGCUUCUGAACGAUUCCAUUUCCCGAAAUGUAUAUAUAAACCAAUAUUAUACAUUUUAACGAAUUGAAUCUUGCUUGUUUCAUAGUGUGCUAUUUACAAACCAUAUUCAUAUGUUUUAACUGAUUCAAUUUAAUUGUUUUCAAAAUUAACAGAUUCGUGCUGAUUUUAAGGAAUUUGAAUAAAUAUAUUUUUUUAAAUUAAAUCAAAUUAAAUAGAUGAAAAUACUUAAUAAUAAACUAUGCCUUGAUUUUGAGUGUAGGAGCAAGGACAACAAAGCUGGACAGAUAAAGGUUAAAAAAAUAGACAGGACUGUUAUGUACACAAGUAGUAAAAAAGUUUUAAAAAAAUAGUGUUAAUAUAAAUAUCAUGUAAAUAAGAAGCACAAAUGACCAACAAUAUAAUAUGAAAUAACACACCUAUAUAUAAGUCAAGCAUUCUGUAAGUUGUAAACAAUACAAAUAGUGCAAAUAAAUUACUACUGAAUGGAUUUACAUAGGCUGGAUAAUUAUGUAAAUGUAUGUAUGGUCAAGUGUUCAUUUUAAAAGUUGAUAUAGUUCUGAGGUUACCGAUUCCUCGCAUCAUAUUUACUGUAGAGAUGUGGGAAUGGUAUCAAUCUUAUUUACUAACUCUCAUCAAAAAAGCCAUACGCAUAUUUCCCUAAUAUUGUAAACUAUUCCUUUAUCCAAAAUAGGACCAGUGGUGUAGCACACCCACUGUGUAAGAAUGUCCUCAUUGAACCAAUUAGUGUAAGUUUUAAAGCAUGAACAAAGAGCCAUUGCUUGAUUUACUGUAAAGGACCCUGUAGUGUUCACUUAUAGGAAGUUUACCCUUUUUUGCACGGCAUUAGGCUUAUCAAUAUGAUUUUUGGAAACGUCAAUGACGCCUUCCUCUUAGCUUUGUGACAUCAGUGGCAUCUGUGAUUUCAUAUUAAAGAGCCAAACAGAUUUCAUUAUGUAAAGGACAGAAACAUUUUAAGGUCAAACCCUGACUCAGAUUCCAAAGAAUCUGUGAACACAAACAUCUCCUCCUGCUGAGCCUGGUGACCUCGGAUGCUGAUUCACACUCUGUGUGUUAUCGAUUAGCAUUAAGUACUUGACGGACACAAAGCCUAGUGUUCAAUCUCCAAGUGUUACUUUUCAGUGUCUAUACAGUGAGAAAAGGUAGGCACUGUCAUACGUCCAGAAAGCCCUCUCAAAUACAAUGAAAAAGAGAUUACUGUAAAGCUUGUUUACCUUCAGGGAACAAGAAUCAGUGUUCUCGUUAAUGACUUGCUGAAGAGUCUUUCGGGGCAUCAGCUCUGACAGUCAGACAGAUGUACCACCCAUGGGGAUGAUCAUUCAGAUGCUGCCUUUGCAUUUGAUGUGUGAUUCUUAAUUCUAAAGACACCGUAAGCUAAUUCAGUUAAGACCUUUGCCUGAUAGUUCCACUUAUUAUUCAAAUUACAUCCAGGCUCUGCUCUCAUCUGUCCUGAUAAGAUUGCUUGAUAACUACCAGUUGGUCUUUUGCAGCAUCUCCAAAGAAGCGUAUAUUCCUCCAUCCAUGCCAGCAGCAUUAUAGUCUAUAUAGAGCAGGUUGAUCCAUGGCUCACUAUGUUUCUUGUACAAUUGUGUAAUAGCCAGUAAAUUAACACGCUUCGUGGUUGCAGAGUUUGUAGAAUGUUUUAGAAAUUGUCAUUUUAUUGUUUGGUUUAAAAUAUAGUUUCUACAUUUUUCUGCCAUUUUCAUUUGUAUACAUUUGAAAGAUUACAACGCAGCGCUUACCCAAAGGUAGAUUAUAAAGCAUAUGACACGAUAGUAAAAGGGUAAUUGAAUGAUCUGCACUCAUUUGAACUCAAGUUUUCGUCUCAAGAAUCGUUAAAAGCUGAUGAUCAAUUCUUGUUAGUCAUGCGUGUGACUUUCUUGCCCUUACAGAGAUCAUUUACGCUGAGCAAUUUAGUUCGAGCUCAGGGACUGUCAUUAGAGAAAACUUGAGAAUAGCAGGAGCACAGA